Paramacrobiotus metropolitanus is the source of this 1245-nucleotide messenger RNA. RefSeq lists its product as uncharacterized. The transcript has 5 exons. The record is from RefSeq and is a predicted model, not a curated record. Lineage: Eukaryota; Metazoa; Tardigrada; Eutardigrada; Parachela; Macrobiotidae. The coding region runs from base 213 to 893 and encodes 226 amino acids.
CUGCGCUGGUGAUUUUGGCGCUCAUUCACAAAAUUUUUCGUCUGUUUCUUGUUUGUCUUGACUCUUUGGGUCUUGGUUCGUAAUUUCCAUCGGUGAAGAACUAGUCGCACAUUUUGUUUUGUGGCGGUGUUCUUUCGUUUUAUAAUUGGGAGUUAUUAUCUUAUUUUUUGUAUUGUGAAGCAUUAACACUCCGUAAGAACAGCUGUUCGACAAUGCCACCGUGGGGACCUGUUGCCACCAAGAAGUUCACGGAAUGCAAGAAACAGCGUUGUGUCCGUAUCCCUCCGAGUAUCGCAAAACCAUGGGAGAGUCGCAUGGAAUUUGUGCAGUCCACUGUCCAGGAACUGCUGAAUCGGGACCAUCGCAGCGGACGAUUUCGUCGUGAAAUGAAGUUCGCCGUAGGGGAGGCUGUCCUGGUGAUGUCUAAAGGAUUGUAUUUCAGUGGCACUAUCCACUGUUGUUAUCGAGUGGCGGUACCUGCGACGCUGUUCGGACCCAAUCGCCAACUGAAGGAUAUCCCCAAGGAUCAGUGGGUGCAGACGUAUCUGAUUCGCUUCGAGGGCUUCGGAUUGGAUCACGAUGAAGAGUAUCCGGAGAACGAGAUUAUUCGUCGCAUCGGUGACUGCCCCGCCAACAUCAUGGGCAUGCUGUAUGCUCACGAAUGGAACACCCUGCAGAGAAUGCGAUACAAUUGCGAAGAUUGGGAAAUGGGCGACGGAACUUGGUACCUCCCGGACGACACGUACGGCUUCUUGGAACAGCAAUGGAAACGGCACAACAACACUGUGCGGACUUUUUCGCAGUUCUGUGGCCGACAGGACGCUCUGCACGACUUGGCAGCGGAGAAGGCGACAUUCAUGCGCACCAUGUUCGGGAACGAUGCGGGCCGAUAGGCGGCUGUGGAAGAGUUUUGGACGUUGGGAGAAACGAAUGGUUCUUGAUCUGUUACGGCUUUCUGUACAGGCGAAGUUUAUUUUUUACUUUUUUGUUAGCUUGUUAUUGUUUGUGAGUACAAGUACACGAUUGUCACUUUGAUAAUUUUUGCCGAGAUGGAAUUAGCCGCAGUGGAUCCAUGAUUCAUCCACAUGUUGGAGGCUUUCCUUUUUUGUGACUUUUGUACGAAUUGCUUAUUCACGGAUAGUGAAGUUGUAUCUUUGUUGGUUUUUAAUGUCAAAUACGGAUCAAAAUAUGUGAGAUUAAGCAUUUUGCUGCGUACGUUAAACGUUUACUGUAUUAAAUUGUAAA